Gorilla gorilla gorilla (western lowland gorilla) is the source of this 4071-nucleotide messenger RNA. It is a transcript of the gene D2HGDH, whose product is annotated as D-2-hydroxyglutarate dehydrogenase. Gene Ontology annotation, molecular function: FAD binding; catalytic activity. The transcript is spliced from 10 exons. Gene Ontology annotation, cellular component: mitochondrion. The coding region runs from base 330 to 1847 and encodes 505 amino acids. The record is from RefSeq and is a predicted model, not a curated record. Lineage: Eukaryota; Metazoa; Chordata; Mammalia; Primates; Hominidae.
GGCGGAUCGGGGUCCUGGGCAAGGUCCCGGCGAGGCCGCCCCGAGCCUGCGCGUCGCUAAGUCCAGGCCUGCUGCGUGGGGCUUCGCGCGCUCGCGGGGUUGCGGCCGGGGCAGGGAGAGGGCCCGGGUGCUCGGAGCCUUCCCUUUGCUGCCCUCCUGCCCCCUCCCUGCUUCUGCAAGCCCGUUUCAAUUUGUACAACGUGCAUGAAACAUGAAAUUACCCUUGGCCACUUCCAGGCGCGCAGCCAGCGGCUCCCUGCCCUUCCCCUCCGGGCCCUGAGUACCGGCCCCCCACCAAGGAGGAGCCCGAGGUCUCCGUCCCGGCGGCGAUGCUGCCCCGUCGGCCUCUAGCGUGGCCCGCGUGGCUGUUGCGGGGUGCUCCGGGAGCCGCGGGUUCUUGGGGUCGGCCGGUUGGCCCCCUGCCCCGCAGGGGCUGCUCCUCCGCCCCCGGGACCCCCGAGGUGCCGCUGACCCGGGAGCGCUACCCCGUGCGGCGCUUGCCGUUCUCCACGGUGUCUAAGCAGGACCUGGCCGCCUUUGAGCGCAUCGUGCCCGGCGGGGUCGUCACGGACCCGGAAGCGCUGCAGGCUCCCAACGUGGACUGGCUGCGGACGCUGCGAGGUGAGGAUGGACGCCCACCCUGGGCUUGGCUAAGUCGGGCCCCAGUCCUGGCUCAGCACUGCUGUCUGGGUGGCCUUAGGCAGAUGACCCUCAGUGCCUGCCCUACAAAAUGGGACUUGGAGCCACUGCCUCAAGAACACCGUGCAGGCUGUAGCAAGGUGCUGCUGAGGCCACGGACGUCAGAGGAGGUGUCCCACAUCCUCAGGCACUGCCACGAGAGGAACCUGGCCGUGAACCCACAGGGGGGCAACACAGGCAUGGUGGGUGGCAGCAUCCCCGUCUUUGACGAGAUCAUCCUCUCCACUGCCCGCAUGAACCGGGUCCUCAGCUUCCACAGCGUGUCUGGAAUUCUGGUUUGCCAGGCGGGCUGUGUCCUGGAGGAGCUGAGCCGGUAUGUGGAGGAACGGGACUUCAUCAUGCCGCUGGACUUAGGAGCCAAGGGCAGCUGCCACAUCGGGGGAAACGUGGCAACCAACGCCGGAGGCCUGCGGUUUCUUCGAUAUGGCUCACUGCAUGGGACUGUCCUGGGCCUGGAAGUGGUCCUGGCUGACGGCACUGUCCUGGACUGCCUGACCUCCCUGAGGAAGGACAACACGGGCUAUGACCUGAAGCAGCUGUUCAUCGGGUCAGAGGGCACUUUGGGGAUCAUCACCGCGGUGUCCAUCUUGUGUCCACCCAAGCCCAGGGCUGUGAACGUGGCUUUCCUCGGCUGCCCAGGCUUUGCUGAGGUUCUGCAGACCUUCAGCACCUGCAAGGGGAUGCUGGGCGAGAUCCUGUCUGCAUUCGAGUUCAUGGAUGCUGUGUGCAUGCAGCUGGUCGGGCGCCAUCUCCACCUGGCCAGCCCGGUGCAAGAGAGUCCGUUUUACGUCCUCAUCGAGACUUCAGGCUCCAACGCAGGCCAUGACGCUGAGAAGCUGGGCCGCUUCCUGGAGCACGCGCUGGGCUCCGGCCUGGUGACCGAUGGGACCAUGGCCACCGACCAGAGGAAAGUCAAGAUGCUGUGGGCCCUGAGGGAAAGGAUCACAGAGGCGCUGAGCCGGGAUGGCUACGUGUACAAGUACGACCUCUCCCUCCCCGUGGAGCGGCUCUACGACAUCGUGACUGACCUGCGUGCCCGCCUCGGCCCGCACGCCAAGCACGUGGUGGGCUAUGGCCACCUUGUUCCCAGCUGGGAUGGACCCUACAGCUACAGACAGAUUAACAGGAGAAAUAACAGAGGCUCAUGACCUGCAUGUUUCACGUCUACUUGGGAGUGGCCAGCGAAUGAACGAUUCUCAAAGAGCUGGCUGUGAAUUCAGGCCCACGUGGCGUCUUCAACAAACAGUCAAGUUUUAGGGAUGUCACAUGACAGGACAUGGACUAUGAGUCUCCAGGUGGCAUCUCGGAGGAGGCAGGGAGCUGGCAGAGGACGGCAGGGCCUGAAGCUGCCUUGACCUUUGUCGGUUCUGGUGGAGGGAGGGGCCUUGCCCUUGUCAGUCAUUCCUGUGCUGCUCUGAGGCAGGACCUGAGUCGGGGGAGCUUUUCUUGGAUCUGCCGCUUCUCAGUUGCCUUUGUGGGAAAACAGCCCUCACCCCAACAUGGCACAGUUUGGGGUGGUGUGUCCUGGUUUGCCUCUGGGGCUCCUCCUCGGUGUGCAGCUCUGCGUUAAAAGCCACUGUCCUUGUCUGGGCAGCCCUUGAGCUGGUUUCUGGCUCUCUCUCCUGCUGGCCCGGAGGCGGGGCGGGGUCCUCACUUGACUCUGACCCUGGCUGUCCCCAGCCUCUUCUCUGAGCCGUCACCUUCUUGACCUCUGAGGUCAGAAGAGGAGGUUGUGGGUGGGGCGGGCCAGGGCCAGGGUGUGCUUGGAGAGCCACUGCCCUGGGGGCUCAGUGUGGGGUAAGUGGACCAGAGAGGAGGCAGCUGGGAGCCAGGACUUUGUCUGCAGUGGGCACUGGCUGGGCAGCUCCAGGGGCGACGCCCAUGGGGGUGGAGGCGUCCAGAUAGAGCUGCCCUGGGCGCCACUGUGGACCCCUCCAUCUGACCAGGUGCUGGGGAUACAGACUGGGAGAAGGUCUGGACUCUUCCAGGUCAGGAGGGAGGCAGUGGCAGGCCAUGCGGUAACUCAUGUGGUCGCUCUCCGCCUGGGGAGAUGGGAGCCCCGGGCUGAGGGAGUAGGAAGAGGGGGGAGAACUUGGGGAGAGAAGCAGGGAGAAGCCAAGGUAGCAGCAGCCUCAGAGGAGGGGUUGGCAUGUCUAGGGCGAGUGGCAUGAGGGUGAGGCUCAGCCGGGGGUCUCGGGGUUGCUGGGGAGGGGAUCUUGGGAGGGGCUGUUGGGGGAGGAGUGGGGUCCUGGGGGCUGCCCUGCCCAGCCUGACCCGUGAGCCCUUGUCCCUCCAGGAGAUGGUAACCUGCACCUCAAUGUGACGGCGGAGGCCUUCAGCCCGUCGCUCCUGGCUGCCCUGGAGCCCCACGUGUACGAGUGGACGGCCGGGCAGCAGGGCAGCGUCAGCGCGGAGCACGGAGUGGGCUUCAGGAAGAGGGACGUCCUGGGCUACAGCAAGCCACCCGGGGCCCUGCAGCUCAUGCAGCAGCUCAAGGCCCUGCUGGACCCCAAGGGCAUCCUCAACCCCUACAAGACGCUGCCCAUCCAGGCCUGACGGCCACUCCCGCUGCUGCCAAGGCCCAGUGAGGGUCAGCGGGUGGCUCUCGGGCGGGGGUGUUGCGGUGGCUCUGAGCGAUGAGCCGGCAGUGGGCAGGGGACCAGGCACCUGGUCGAAGGGACUGGGAGCCUGCACUGGGGAACUGCCGGACGCAGGCCCUCGGGCAGGAGCAUCUGGCAGAGUGGGGAGCGCGGCAGGCACCCUCGUUUGCAAGGCGAGGUGGGGCCUCUGCAGCCAUCCUGGACAGGCCGGGGUGGCGGCAGCUUUGCCCACGUGGAAGCGGGGUGGGUCUCACUUGCGUGGCGGUGGUCCCUGGCCCCAUCUUGCCUGCUGCGGCCUGGGGAGCAGGCACUGGGUGGUGUUUCUGCCUGUUUGCUGCUCGUUCCCCGGGCAUGCAUGGGCAGCGGGGGGCGUGGGCAGGCCCCGUGGGCCGUGAUCGUGGGUUGCCAAGAGGACCCGGGCACUGUGGCUCUGCUGAAUGGAGCCGGGUCCCUCAGGCCGUGGACGCCCUCGGGAGGGGUGACUGUGGCUUGUGUCUGGACCUGAGUGACAGGAAUGUGUCAUUUCCCGCAUCUUCUAGAGGGCUGCCAGCUGGGAAGACAGUUAUCAGGGCAAGCUGUGCUCUGAGUUUCGGGUUCUGCUCCUACGAAGAACGUGCGGUGCUGCAGGCGAGGGCCCCGGCACGGACAAGGGCCACUGCAGAGUGUGUUUCUGCUCGUCAGCCGCCCUGGGCAGCGGAUGGGCUGGGCGACGCAGCUGGACGCACAUCUCUUUCUGUCAUGAAUGUCCAGUAAAAAUCUGAAUUGGUUGCAA